CAUAAAGAAACAAACAAAUAUACUUAUAUUGUCCGUAUUUUGUUAACAAUUUAUUGAAUUGACAAAAUUGAUUUAUUAACGCUUAAAUUUAAUUAAUUUUAAUUGCGGUAUCAAGCAACUCUAAUAUGAGCGUUGUGGUAGUAAUCAACGCAAAUAAAAACGUUUCUAAGACUCUGAACUAAAAGGUGGAAAGGAACUUUCAAAAAUUUCAAGCUCAAUUACUGGCUGUCCAAAGGAAAGCAGUGCGGGAAAUAAUGAACUUAUCGCAAUGUCGGAAACCAUGUCGGGCGAUAACCAAGUUUUACUAAAAGGGCAUUCCUCCCAGUAUUUGAAACUUAACGUUGGUGGUCGCUUGUAUUAUACCACAAUUGGAACACUAACUAAAAAUAAUGACACUAUGUUAAGCGCAAUGUUUAGUGGUCGGAUGGAGGUACUGACUGAUUCGGAAGGAUGGAUUUUAAUCGACCGAUGUGGAAAUCAUUUCGGUAUCAUACUCAAUUUUUUAAGAGACGGUGCUGUUCCGCUGCCUGAAACUAACAAAGAAAUUGCUGAACUGCUUGCUGAGGCAAAAUACUACUGCAUUACAGAGCUGGCUAUGUCUUGUGAACGAGCACUAUUUUCACACCAGGAACCCAAGCCAAUUUGUCGCAUUCCUUUAAUAACUUCCCAAAAGGAAGAACAACUUUUGAUUAGUGUAUCUUCAAAACCUGCUGUUAUUCUUGUGGUACAGCGCCAGAAUAACAAAUAUUCAUACACAAGUACUUCAGAUGACAACUUACUAAAAAAUAUUGAACUUUUCGAUAAAUUAUCGUUACGCUUUAAUGAACGAAUUUUGUUUAUUAAAGACGUGAUUGGGCCAAGUGAAAUCUGCUGCUGGUCAUUUUACGGACAUGGCAAGAAAGUAGCGGAAGUCUGUUGCACUUCCAUAGUUUAUGCAACAGAUAGGAAGCACACCAAAGUGGAAUUUCCGGAAGCUCGAAUAUACGAGGAAACGCUGCAGGUCUUACUUUAUGAAAAUCGCAAUGCUCCCGACCAAGAGCUCAUGCAAGCGACAUCUUCAGCACGAGUAGGAAGUAUUGGAGGAUCCAGCAUGCAUCAGUAUACAAGCGACGAGGAGGAAGAACGCACUGGGCUGGCGCGAUUACGAUCCAAUAAGCGUAAUAACCCAUCCUGACUUAAGCAAAUGUUUUUGAUUAUAUAUAUUUGAUUGAUCUUAAAAAAAAAUAAUUUUAUUUUAAAAGAAAAUUACCAUUUUACUAGAAAGUUUUAAAGGGUUUAUACUCUAUGACAAAGGAACAAUAUCACAUUUUCAUUUUUACAUGUCUGUGGCAGAUAACAAGUUUGGGUUAAAUUCACUUGCUCAGUUUUGCUCUCCUUCUCUUUUUUGUUUACAUGCUCGCUUUUGCUCUCUAGUUUUUAUAUUCUGAAUUUGUGCUUCAAACAAAAACACAUCUUAUCUAUGUAAAAAUAUAGUGACGAUUGCACAUUUAACCAAUAAAAGUUCUAAUAUAAUCUUUUGUGACGAAAAUGUAUUAUAAGACCUACUAAAUAAAUACACUUUCUACAUU
Messenger RNA from Drosophila biarmipes, 1568 nucleotides. RefSeq names its product BTB/POZ domain-containing adapter for CUL3-mediated RhoA degradation protein 3. Bases 269 to 1174 code for a protein of 301 amino acids. The transcript has 2 exons. Lineage: Eukaryota; Metazoa; Arthropoda; Insecta; Diptera; Drosophilidae. Gene Ontology annotation, biological process: protein homooligomerization. The record is from RefSeq and is a predicted model, not a curated record. Gene Ontology annotation, molecular function: protein binding.